GCGCCAGGAUCCACUGCGACGUGCAGAUCUUCUCGCGGCCGGGCCAGUAGAAGACGCCUGGUGCCCAGCAGAUUCCAGCAGCAGCAUGUGCACAUGUGGUGACUGCGAGCCGGCCAAGUCUGACUGGGAAGACUUGCAGGCCGCCGUCUUGGCCGGUGACACAAAGGCCCUGCAGGUGGCCGACGCAGCGAUGGCGCAGGCCAAGAGCCGCACUGACGCCGAGCGCAUGGAGGCGUUGGAACGCCUCCUGCAGGAGGAGUCCGUGGAGGACUGGUGGAGCCUGCAGCUCGGCGCUCCGACCAAAAGCCGAGGCUGGCAAGCUUGUGACGCUACCGUGCCCGCGGUGGGCAGCGGCCAGGAGUCCCUUGUCGCCGCCCAGGACUUUGCUCGAGGAGUUCCUGGGCUGAAGGACAGCAUAUUGGCCCAGUUCUCAGAGUUGCCCGCAGGACAACAGUGGCCAGGCCUGGGGGACACGUGCAUCGGGCUUGUGGUUGCAGAAGCCGACAGGGUGCUGGAGGACAACGGCACGGUGAAAGAGACCAAAGCCGUCUUGCGCCGCUGGAGCAGCACGUGGGCCAAAGCAACCAAAAAGGGCUUGGAAGAGGAUUCCCACAAGGCACAGGUGACAAGCUGGCACCCUGGGCGUGGCGGAGUUGCUUCGCGCGCCAGCCCGCAGCAGGACAGUGGUGCGGAGGACUGGCUCGCCAAGAGCUGCGAGGAGGUGGAGGGCUUCAAGAAGGCCCAGGUGCCCAGUUGGGCAGAGGCUGUGCUGAUUGACGGCGGGCUGGAAGCAGACGAUGAGUUCAUCCAGCGGACGGUGACCGCACUGCGGCAGCAAGGCGUCACCGGCAAGUCCCUGCUGGAGCUGACACUGGACGAGCAGAUUGCAGCUGGAAUCCCACUGGGCCCUGCAAAACUGCUGACCAAGAAGAUCCAGUUGUUGCAGGAGCCCCAGGUUGAGCUCCCUCGUUUUAACGCCGCAGAUCUCUCGGACUUGGAAGACCGCUUUUUGAACCGCCGAAUCAACAACAAGAAUGAGAGGCCUUUUGAGGAAAGAGAGGCGGUUGUUGAGAGUGUUGUGGAGCAAAUGGAGGAGAUCCAAAGGAAACAGACCAACAAGCCGACGGUCUUGGCCUUGUACAGCCCGCGGGGCACCGGCAAGACAUCGCUCAUUCGUCAUUUGGCGAAGGUCUCAAACUUUUCCGAAAGUCGACGGUGCGGGCGGCUCUUGGUAUUUGAUGCGUUGACGAUUCCGCCAACGCUGCUGCGCAAAGAUCCUGACUUGCUGGUUUCUGCCAUCAUCUUGUGGCACCUUUGCCAGAUCUUCGAUGGCUACUCUGUGGAGGUGAGCCAAGGGCCACCCAUUGGUUUCCAGACGACGAGGUUCAGCGAUUUGGUCAACAUAUUGGAAUCCAGCCGAUCAUCGCCAGCUGUCAACAGCUUUGAGGCUUGGGUUCGCUUACGUUGCAGAAUCAAGGAAGCUGUUUUCGAGCAGUGGCUUCUGGUGACGGCUGCAGCCUUCAAUGCAACACCAGCCUGCCCUUGCUUACUGUUCCUCGAUCAGGCAGAGCUGCUUGUGAACAGAAAGGUCGAUGAACUGAGCCAACAUCGUGGACAGAAAUCGGUCUUCACCCAAAUAUUGAGCCGAUUCCCGCAGGGGCUUGGCAUGUUUUCCGCAGGCACAGUCAAUAUCCUGCAAGAUAGGCCAUCCGACGAGUACACCAUGCUGAAGGUCCAGAAAGCUCCAGCUCUAGAGCCAUUGUCACUGCAAGCUGCCAGACGAGCCAUGAAAGGCUGGAGGGGUACGCAGUACCAGGAGGAGGAAUUCAACAAAUUUUUCCUCUUCUCUGCCGGGGUACCCCGGCUUUUGGAGGCGGCUUUCCAGACCAGGGGUGAGUUGGCAUCAACUGCUCAGGUUGCACUCAACGCCAUGUCGAAUGAGUUCGAAAGCUCGUACGCGGAUGCAGCGCCUUAUUUCGCUGAGCCCAAAGUGGCUUUGUCGUUGGUUCUUUGCUCGGCGGUUCGAUGGCCUGCAGAAGGCAACCAGUUUGUGCCCGGAACCUCACUAAGGUGGUCAGACAUCUUCAGGGCCGGAGCAGCAUUUCCAAACAACAAGUCCGUACUGGUUCCACGGCUGUGGUGGUGUAAGGAUACCAAUAUCAAAGACGCCCUCCAAAACGACUUGAAACAGCGGAACAUUUCGUUGGAAGGGCUCCUGCCAGACUUGCUGGAACUGUUGAAAGGGCAGGAAAGGGGCGCUACAGAGAGGGGGCCGCUGUGGGAAGGCCUGGUGGCCAAUUCCCUGGCUGUUCGCUUCCGCCUUCACUGCGUAGCAAGAAAUCUCAGUCCUGAAGUCACCUGGGUCCCGUUUUCGGAGAUCUACCCUACGGAGGAUCCACAUUUGCGAGCUGUUUUGGAGCCGUUCGAAGUUUGCUGGAGUGAUGGUGUGGAAUAUCCAAGCGGCCAAGGCAAUGAAGCAACUGUCAUGAGUGACGUUGGGAAGGCCAUCAAGUCCAACCGGAAUUUUGCAACGGCUCACCACGACCUUUUGAUCCCUGUGAGACGCAAGGCAACUGGUAAGCUCGAGUUCAUUGCUGCGCAAUGUCGUUAUGGAAAGAAAAAGGAUGCAGGCGGCCUGAAGUUGCAGGACAAGGCAAAGAAGGACAACUUUGAGGACAUGCAAAAUGUGUUGCUGCAGAUUUGCAGUGAGUCUGAAGGCUGGCAGUCCUUUACAAACAAGACAUGGGCCAGACGUCAGGAGGAGAAGAAAUACUCUCUCAUGAGUUGCGAGACUAUCAUUGCGCAGCUGGACGUGCUGAAACUUUUGUGA
Molecule: messenger RNA, 2830 nt
Organism: Effrenium voratum
Lineage: Eukaryota; Dinophyceae; Suessiales; Symbiodiniaceae
Source: the annotation of a GenBank genome assembly